Molecule: messenger RNA, 1506 nt
Organism: Porites evermanni
Lineage: Eukaryota; Metazoa; Cnidaria; Anthozoa; Scleractinia; Poritidae
Source: the annotation of a GenBank genome assembly
AUGCUGAAGCACUUCACUAAUGUUGCCGGAGUGGCUAAAUGGUUCCCCCAUCGGGUACUUUCUGGUAAUCACGGUCACUGUCUCAGCCAAAGGCGUUAUUCUUCUUCGAAAUCCGAUCUGGAUGUCAUCAUCAAAAAGAUGAAGUUUCGAAGAUAUAGGUGCUUUGAGAAGCUCGAAGAGCCUCCAUCUGGUUUGGAACCGCUGAGGACUAUGUAUGAAGAACUAGAUGCAGUUCAUGUUCGAAAGCGUCAACCGCACUUGUUAUUUCUGAGAAGUGAACUUGUUCUUCAGAGGCUGGAGUACCUUAAGCCGUCAGGGUUAUUAGCUCGACAAAAAAGGAAGCUCUUGGAAAGAUCUCCCCCGGUUCUUGUACUCGCUGAAGAUUCUCAAAAAAGAGGGGGGUUAAAUUAUCUCAAAGGAGUUAUUCGUGUCCAGAAUGACGGCUUAGAGGAGAAAGUACAUUUGAUGCAUCCAUGUUCUAGACUGCUAGUAAUGCGAACGUUCGAUCUUGAGAAUCGUGUUAAGUCUAUCAUGGAAGAGCUGCGAAUGGCUCAGCGAUCAGCCUUGAAAAUGCUGCUGGAACUGCCAAGCUUUUUGCUACAUACUAUUCCAGACAAGUGUGUUGUCCUACACAAGUAUAAUCUCCCUGAGNGGGUACUUUCUGGUAAUCACGGUCACUGUCUCAGCCAAAGGCGUUAUUCUUCUUCGAAAUCCGAUCUGGAUGUCAUCAUCAAAAAGAUGAAGUUUCGAAGAUAUAGGUGCUUUGAGAAGCUCGAAGAGCCUCCAUCUGGUUUGGAACCGCUGAGGACUAUGUAUGAAGAACUAGAUGCAGUUCAUGUUCGAAAGCGUCAACCGCACUUGUUAUUUCUGAGAAGUGAACUUGUUCUUCAGAGGCUGGAGUACCUUAAGCCGUCAGGGUUAUUAGCUCGACAAAAAAGGAAGCUCUUGGAAAGAUCUCCCCCGGUUCUUGUACUCGCUGAAGAUUCUCAAAAAAGAGGGGGGUUAAAUUAUCUCAAAGGAGUUAUUCGUGUCCAGAAUGACGGCUUAGAGGAGAAAGUACAUUUGAUGCAUCCAUGUUCUAGACUGCUAGUAAUGCGAACGUUCGAUCUUGAGAAUCGUGUUAAGUCUAUCAUGGAAGAGCUGCGAAUGGCUCAGCGAUCAGCCUUGAAAAUGCUGCUGGAACUGCCAAGCUUUUUGCUACAUACUAUUCCAGACAAGUGUGUUGUCCUACACAAGUAUAAUCUCCCUGAGGGCUACAGCUUAGAUCAGCAUACAGCCAAGGUCUUUCCGCCUGUUUUAUCAAAUAACAUUGAAAUCAAUCCAAGAUUAUUCAGACAGGAUUCAGAUGAGAAACUGGCUCAGAGUUUUCCAAAAUUGAUGCUUGCUGAUUUGUUAGAUUAUUCUUUUGCAAAGCAGUUUGGAGAAGGACAACCAGAGGAUCUGACUAAGUUUCUCAUCAAAGCUGAAAAGAGAGAACUCCGUGAAAAGUAUAACAAAGUCUUGUAA